Babesia sp. Xinjiang is the source of this 1593-nucleotide messenger RNA. RefSeq lists its product as uncharacterized. The record is from RefSeq and is a predicted model, not a curated record. The transcript has 3 exons. NCBI's taxonomy places the organism in Eukaryota, Apicomplexa, Aconoidasida, Piroplasmida, Babesiidae. The coding region runs from base 1 to 1593 and encodes 530 amino acids.
AUGGCUGAGGAGGUGUGCUGUGUCAAGCGCGCCGAGGCGAUACGAGGUAUGCUGGGAUGGUAUUACCGGGACAAUGUCGGCAAUACUUACGGUCCAGUGGAUUCCUUCAGGGUCCUAUACUUCAUCUACGCAAAUUACUUUGAAGAGAAUACACCAUUCGCUCCAGUUAGACGUGGCCGCAUGAUGCAUUCUGGUUUCGACGAUCUUAAGAAGUAUCUACCUAUGCUUGAAGAUGACUUCUUGCAAUAUAGUGAUGUCGUUUUCUCAUGCCGUCACUACAUGGAAGAUCUGUUGGAUGGAACAGGUGAUAUAGUUGAUACUAAAAUCCCAUGUGUGGAGCGUGCUGCCGUAAAAAACUCUUCAAACGAUUCAAUAGGUUUGCGAAAGGUGAUUACGGGCGUAUUAGACGUUCGAUCCACUGAUGCUGGAUUUGAAGCCAAUCAUUACAACACCGACUUCGACGAAACACACUACUUCGGUGACAGUAAGCCACAGUACCCAGUGAUAAGCCGGCGACAAGAUGUAACAUCGGACCUUUUAGCCUCAAAGGAUACUAUACAACCACCACAACUCGACAUCUAUAGUCAUAGUGAUGGUAUGGAUGGCAGUGCCGAAUAUCCUGACAGCGGCGUUGAAACAAGUAGGGUACGGGAAGGACUUCACGCUGAUGUUGCUAUACCUAUGCGUCUAGAGACAGUGGCACUGCCACAUUCCAUGGAUAUGGAUUUUGCAAGUAUCGAGCCGUAUGGCAAUGGAACUUCUACAGCACAUCAGGUGGAUGUGAGUACCUCGGACCCACCCACUCUAGGCAGUCAACCUCAAUAUUACACAGCACAGGCGUGGACAUUGGGCUCUUUAAAUGGUGUUAAAGCGAACGAUAAUGUUAAUCAGAGCACCUUAGGUACCGUAACGCCCCCGCCAUUGGCCAGCUACCUGGGCGAUACACGUUCUGACAGGCACAGCGGAGGAACAUUGAGUGAAGACUCACAUAUAGGAUCUCCAACAGACUCCGGGGAGCUGUCGCAUAUUGCUAUUGCACCGCCGAAGCUGUACGAAUGGAUGGAUACCCGUAACCCUAAAUCCAGAUAUGGAGGCAGCGCUAACGAUGAACGUGAUGGGUAUGGUCGUCCUGGCGUGGAUAAUGUAAACGAUUGGCGGAGAUACCGUUCGCAGGCAGAUGCUGCUGUACGUAACCCAGUUGGUGACACCCAGUAUAAGCAUUCCCGUUCUGACGGUACUGGGACCCUAUUGCAACACAAUCGAGUGGCAUCGGAUAGGUUAGCUGAGAGUAAUUAUCGGGACAACAGGUAUAUGCCUCCUCCUCCCCCUCCGAAGCCUAACCGAGAUGUAUCCGACAUGACGCUUUCCAAUGAUAGUGAUGAGACAUUUUACGGUGCAGAUGGCAUGCGUAUACUUCACCGAUCCAAUCAGCUGAUGCCUGCGCAUCAGAUGCUUAUAAAACAGCGUCUCCAAAACAAUCUGCGUGAAACCGAGGCACAUCUGUCUCGGUUAUCUUCCCGUAAACUGAGUCACAUGCUCAGCAAAUCUCACGGCGAACUAUUCAUGGGAGCCUCGCGAGGUUCCAACUUAUAA